UUAACGAUGUUUUUAUCCGCGCCCCCCCCCAACGUGCGUGUCAUAGUGGUACGGUCCAUGGAGCUACGUAUCCGCCUCACGUUGAAAGACGCUGGAGGGAUGUGUGUGGGGAACUGGUGGUUACUUAACAAGAUGCGAAUAAACACGCAGAUAGCAGCUUGCAGUGCAUUACCCCAGAGCACCUUUGUGCCCAUCCAUUGUGUGGCAGCACGGUACAGCACUGGCCAGCAUCUGAGUCAUGCUAAGGGUGAGCUGAGAGAAGUACUCCGUGGACCUGUACACAGAACCCCUGCCGUGACAUCACAAAUAUGGAGACCUCUGCAUGUUACUCACAUGAACCAGACAACAAAAGACAAGCUUCAGCCAUCAGAGGAAGAGGUUUCAACUUUUACUAAAAUAAUUGAAGCAAUGGGUUUCACCGGACCUCUGAAGUACAACAAAUGGAAAAUCAAAAUUGCUGCCCUGCGCAUGUAUACUUGCUGCGUGGAAAGAAUAGAUUAUGAUGAAUUUUUUGAAAAAUGCAGUCUCCCUGAUACAUUAAACUCCUGGUUCCUUGUAACUCAACUUCAUGUCUGGAUGUGCUUGGUCCGGAUGAAACAGGAAGGCCGUGCUGGAAAGUAUAUGUGUAGAUACAUAGUCCAUUCCAUGUGGGAAGAUGUUGAACAGCGUGGGAAAGUCAUGGGGAUUGAUUCCGUGACCCUGAAGAACAGUAUGAGAUCUAUGACUGAGAUUUUCUAUGCUGCAAUAUUUGGCUAUGAUGAGGGAAUUAUAUCUGAUGACCGAAUUCUGGCUGCUGCCCUGUGGAGGAACCUUUUAAACAAACAAUGUGAUGACCCCCGAAAGCUGGAACUAUUGGUGGAAUAUGUACGGAAACAGGUGCAGUUCCUGGAUACUCUCGAUGGAGAAGACCUUCUGUUGACUGGUGAAGUGGUCUGGCGCCCUCUGGUGGAAAAAGAUGCUCAGAGCAUUCUGAAACCGUCAACACCGACGUAUAACGAUGAAGGACUUUAAAUCGCCCCAGGGGACUUCAUAACGUUGGAUGCCACGAGAGAAGAUAAGCGAGUGGGUCAUCCACCCUGGUUUAUGUCAGAUGAUACAGAAUGUGAAAAGAGUUUUCGGAGUGAAUUAGUUUACAUAGAUAUAUUCAGGGAAUUACUGUACAUGCAAAUGGCGCUGACGCAAUCAUUAUUACGCCAUUAGUUGAAUUAUACUGUGCAAUACAACCAUUCUUUGCCCUUCUUGGAUUGAACAAGUUGACCGAUACCAAACUCACAGCUACAUCUCUGUUUCUGUCUUUUUAGUCGGAAUAUAACAAAAUGUCAUAGAAUCCUUUGGUGUCUAUUUUUAUUUUCCUGUUCUAGUUCUUCCACACAGGUAGGAAGGUACAGCAGUCGGUAAUUUGCUUUGAUCUGCUGAGUGCAGUUAGAAUAACGAAAACAGGUGUCUGAUUGGUCGGUACCAGUUGCACCAGUUCUACAAAUAUGGGGGUCAGCUUGUGUGUAGGUUAACCUUUUUUUUGUAUGUUUCUACUUUUUCUGAACUUGAUUAAUCAAGGAUUGGAGAUAUACAUGUGUUUUUAAGAACUGAAGAGACGGUUCAUCACAGUUCGUCUUGUGUAUUGCAUUCAUUCUUUGAUAGAUAGGACCCCAUUUCGUACAUACAAUAGAACGUUUUAUUUCUGUAUCUCCCACGUGCCAAAAGUCAUUAAACAUGCAAUAUUUUGAAGCCUUAAUCUCAUUUUAUGGAUAUUUCACCCUCUUUUAUGUAUAAUUUUUUAGAAUCUUGGAAAAAAAAUACUAGUAUUCAGUUUGCUGCUGAGGAAGAUGAAGGCUGGUUUUGGGAGGGCCUUUCCCCCGGUCCCCAGGCUUAGAGGUAUCUUGCUGGCCACCAAAUGUCCAUGACAGAAGUAUGACAUUGCAGUUGGGGUUGUUUUUUUAGUCAAACUCUAAUCUGCAGCCUUAUAUAUGUUGUUGAUGUAGAACAGCAUCCACUGGAGACCGAAGGCCAUCCAACAGUCUUGGCAUUUGUAGGUCAGUGACAUCUCAAUGGCUGCACAUUGAAUGGCUUUGAUUUACAUUGGGGUUAUCACUUCUCAAACCAGUUCUGAAGAAUGCUGAGGAUCAAAAAUUCCUUGAUAAAAGUGUCAGGGGGCAUCUUGCUGUUGAGCAACGUUUAGCUAUGGGAACUGUGAACAGACUUUAAGAUGUUCUUCUGUAGACCGCACCUUGGAGAGAGGCAGUUCCUCUCUUUUUAAAGAACUAUUUGCCGCAUAUAUAUUCCAGCACUUUCUUUAGGGCAUUGAUUCUCCUAAACUAACUUGCAGCAUCUCCAUCAUGUUCUACCUGUAUAUUAUCUACUCUAACACUGUGGCCCUUAGCCUUUUCUUAAAACUUUUACUUUUUGAGCACAAAGUGGUUGAGGAAACUUAAGUUUUAUCAUGGGUCAUAAUGAUAAUUACAAACAUUAAAGGCAUUCUCUUCCCUGUUAAUGCUAACUAGUGUUUUACUUUCAUUGCAUUAUUGUUUGUAAUGCUGAAAUAAAUAUAUAUUCAUGUUAAA
Messenger RNA from Xenopus laevis (African clawed frog), 2558 nucleotides. RefSeq names its product ubiquinol-cytochrome c reductase complex assembly factor 1 S homeolog (gene uqcc1.S). The record is from RefSeq and is a predicted model, not a curated record. The transcript has 10 exons. Bases 7 to 1011 code for a protein of 334 amino acids. Lineage: Eukaryota; Metazoa; Chordata; Amphibia; Anura; Pipidae. Gene Ontology annotation, cellular component: mitochondrial inner membrane; mitochondrion. Gene Ontology annotation, biological process: mitochondrial respiratory chain complex III assembly.